Aureobasidium pullulans EXF-150 is the source of this 1412-nucleotide messenger RNA. RefSeq lists its product as uncharacterized. The coding region runs from base 345 to 1100 and encodes 251 amino acids. NCBI's taxonomy places the organism in Eukaryota, Fungi, Ascomycota, Dothideomycetes, Dothideales, Saccotheciaceae. The transcript is spliced from 2 exons. The record is from RefSeq and is a predicted model, not a curated record.
CUGCCCUCUCGUGACGCCAAACAGCAGUCAUAACACUUGAAGAUGGUAAAACCUUGAAGAGGAGCAGCAACAUCGGCGACGACAGGUAGAUCAGAUGGAGAUCCAAACCAUGGUUCUUGGCAAAACCAUGGCCAAGGAUAAUAGCAGCCUUGGCUCCAAGACACGCCUAGUCUCUGUUCUUGUUGGCAUUUCCUUUGGCAAACAUGUCAAAAGAAGCACGACGGCCGGCCAUGCGUGACUGACAUGAGCUGCUUGUCUGAACGCCGCCUAUAACAAUCCAUCGACUUUCGCCGUGUCAACUGAGGCAGCCUCGUAUCUGCACCUGCCCGGAUUUAAGCUGGACCAUGGCCGAUCGUUCUUCACACCGGCACUCGAAUGCCUCGGAUUCCGACUCUCAACACACCUUCCACAUCGCUCAAAAUGCUCCCUCGACACUACCAAAGCCACCGGCGCCCGCGGUCGUCCGCAACUCGCAAGGAGAGCUGAAUGAGAAACAUGAGGCUGGUAGCGACCAUGAUCUCGAGAAGCAGACCAACGUGUCGCCUCGCAGGAGUCGAGAAAUGGCCGAGCGAUAUAAUCCUUACUUUGCUCGCUCUCCCUACCAGUCCAGCAUGUCUUCGGACGAGGACAACGAUCUGGUAGAUCAACGUUUACACCUCGAGUCCAAGGCCAUCAAGAUUUUGCUCUACCUAUCUGGUCCUUGUGUCUUACUCUCCGGUCUACUGUGUAUCUGGUCGCUGGUCGUCACCCUUUUCACCGUCCUCACCUACCCUCUACGAUUCUUCUCUGCUUCCCGCCGAUCACUGUCUGAAGAACUUCGCUCCCUUCUUGCCCGAUCAAACCGUCUUCAACUCCGAGCAAUCUACUCGUUCAACAUCACCCAAGGAAAGAGUGUCUCAAGCCUGCUACUGGUUCAUGUUCUGUCGCCUUUCACUGCCAUGGCCGUCUCGCUCAGCGCUUGGGCUGUCGCUAUCUACUGGAUCUUCGCUGCCAUGAUUGGUGAUCCGGACGGUACUGAAGGUGGAAAUGACGGUAGAGCUACUGUCCUAGGCCUCAGAGCCUACUGGGAAAUGUGGCUUUGCAAGGCCAUGGUCCAAUAACACACUCUAGACCCCGCGGGCGCCGAUGCUAUCACCCUGAUGCUUCGGCCCACUCAGAGCAGUGUUCACUCUUCCACUCUUAUCUGCGAAUUUUGUGCCAUUCAGGCUCCCGGAUUUCUUUGUUUUUACCAUCUAGCAAGGUGUUGGAGGAGUUUUGCAUUUUUAGGCCGGUCUCCCCACCUCGCCCACGACCACGACGACAAGGCGAUUUCCGCCAUGCUUUUUUUUUCCAAUUUGCUCAUUUUCAGAACUAUACCACUCAGCGUCAAUACUAUUAUUAUUAAACCCCACCAAUUUCAUACAUCAAUUCAU